This is a messenger RNA of Aspergillus ibericus CBS 121593, 328 nucleotides long. RefSeq lists its product as uncharacterized. The record is from RefSeq and is a predicted model, not a curated record. The coding region runs from base 37 to 264 and encodes 75 amino acids. Lineage: Eukaryota; Fungi; Ascomycota; Eurotiomycetes; Eurotiales; Aspergillaceae. The transcript has a single exon.
UCUCAAGGUAAUGUGGAGCAAGUCUUUGUCUGUACCAUGUACGCCCAUCGCACCGCAACGCGAUUAAUCAAGGAGACAUCCACCUUAAUCGCCUGGGAUUUGCGGCAGGUAAACGGCAUCCGACUGAACCCGGAUCGAGUGGGGAAUGCUACAUGUAGUCGGAUGGGUGACCCUAUCACUCAUAGUGUGGUAUUUCAUACAUUCCGAGAUCGUCAACGACGACCUGCCGGUCCUCACACAGAUGCAUACAUACCCAUCCAUUGAUAAAGAUGAUUCAUGGAUCCUCCGCCUCGAUCGUGCAGCAGAGAAUCUCUCCACCUUGAUUCAU